GAAAGACGCGGGAAAGUAUUUCAGAGUCUUCGUCAGCACAGAAGGAGAGACACCGGAGCGAAGCUGAGGAGAGAAGGACUCAGAAGAUCGAGUCAACAAGUACAUCUCCUCUGUGGAUGAAACAAGCUGUUAAAACCAUUGUGUUUGGUCCACUGCACACUAAGACAUCAGUUUCAUCAAACAGAGCAAAGAUGAAGUGGAGUCUGUUUGUGCUCAUCCUGAUGGGUCAGUGUUGCUUCUUCAUGUGUCAACUCUAUGAAUAUCACUUUAUUGGUGAUAACAAGACCUGGAAAGAAGCCCAGAAGUACUGCAAGGAAAAAUAUACAGACCUGGCCACAGUGUAUAACAUGACAGACAUGGAGAGACUUAAUAACUCUAGAAAGACACAAGCUGAAGCCUGGACCGGACUGUACAACAACUCAGGAAAAGAGAACAGGACGUGGCACUGGUCUCUGCCAGGGCUGGAGUACAAUGACAGUGAGGCACAGUGGGCUGAUGGUGAACCAAAUGAUUUUGGUGGACGUCUUGAGAACUGUGUGUUCAUAAAUCAUGAAAAGUCAUGGUUCGAUGAUUAUUGUCCUAUCAAUUAUGCAUUCAUCUGCUAUGAUGAAAAUAAGCGACCCACUGACCCAUACUGUGUGAUUAAUGAAAAGAUGAACUGGUCACAGGCUCAGAAGUACUGCAGAGACAAACACACUGAUCUGAUCAGUGGACUCACUCAGUUGAAUCAGGUAAAAGACCUGAAUCCACCUACUGAAAGCUUCUGGAUCGGCCUGUUCAGAGACACCUGGAGGUGGUCAGAUGGGAGCAGUUCCUCUUUUAGAAACUGGGAUCCUGAAGUUGGAGACAAGAACUGUGCUUUGUUAAAAAGUUCUGGACAAUGGAGAUCUGCUGAUUGUGAUGAAACAAAACCUUUCUUCUGCUACGACGAUGAAGUGAUCCUGAUCAAAGAGAGGAAGACCUGGGAGGAGGCCCUGGAUUACUGCAGAGAUCACUACCGUCAAUUGGUGUCUAUCACUAACCCACACCAGCAGAGAUGGGUCCAAAAGAGAGCCAAGAACGCCGACACUCCCUAUGUCUGGUUGGGACUGCGCUACACCUGCGCUCUGGAUUUGUGGUUCUGGGUCAGUGACCAGCUGGUCUCCUAUAACAACUGGGACCCAGAAGGAAGGACUGAUUGGUGUUACGACUCUGCAGCCAUGGAGAGAGGAGGACAACAUAAGUGGGUCAAAAAAACUCACACCGAAAUGUUCAAUUUCAUCUGUGCUCUGUAGUGUGUUUUAAAACCAUAAGCGCCUUAUAUUUCUGCCGCAACAAACCUAUCAACACUAACUGUGUACAGUCUUUCAAAUGUCAAGAAUCUCAACCUGGAUGUGGGAGAGACACAGAUUUUCAAAAUGCAGACAUUAAUUGGAAUAAACUCUGAAAUGAUGGAUUUCAUUAAUCUCUAAUUGUAUCAUCAUGUAUGUUUAUGAUGGACUGUUUUGCUUCUUAUACUUACAACAUGUUUGAAUUUAUUCAUUUAAGAUGCUGGUGAUGGCUAUAAAAUGUAAACUUUUUUCUUUUUUAAAGAAAUCCUGAUGUUAACCUCUCUACAGACUCAGUUGUUUCUAAUCCUGCAACAGCCAGUAUGUGUCCAAAAAAUGGUUCAAAUGCAAAAUGGAUUUCAUUGUUUUUACACGCUGCAUUUCAUGUAAUGUGCUUUUUAUCUGCUGAGCAAAUAUUUAAUAAAGAA
Molecule: messenger RNA, 1735 nt
Organism: Larimichthys crocea (large yellow croaker)
Lineage: Eukaryota; Metazoa; Chordata; Actinopteri; Sciaenidae
Product: C-type mannose receptor 2-like
Exons: 6
Coding region: 117-1274 (385 amino acids)
Source: RefSeq, a predicted model, not a curated record